This is a messenger RNA of Propithecus coquereli (Coquerel's sifaka), 2592 nucleotides long. RefSeq names its product centrosomal protein 83kDa (gene CEP83). Bases 525 to 2360 code for a protein of 611 amino acids. Gene Ontology annotation, cellular component: centrosome. NCBI's taxonomy places the organism in Eukaryota, Metazoa, Chordata, Mammalia, Primates, Indriidae. The transcript has 14 exons. The record is from RefSeq and is a predicted model, not a curated record.
GCCGGGCUGGAGGGGCGGCGGGCUGAGGCGACGUUUCGGCCGGACGUCAGCGCCGGGGUUGGCCCUGCACCCCUGAGGAGGCCGGGUCGCCGAGGAAGAGCGGGGCUUUUCGCUGCCGCUCUCGGAGCUCUCCCGAGAUACAUCAGGUUUCCCCAGGGUGGGGGGCCCGAGGAGCCCGCUCGGCCCUCUGGCUCUUGCUUUUCAGCUUGGGCGGCGGGCGGCCGCCGGGACCUCCCCAGGCGUGGCGGGCUGGGCCGACACCCCGCUGUAGGACUGUAACCCUUUGCCCCAAUGCCUCCACGAGCCAAGUUGAGUGGGUGCCGAUGGUUGGAGCUGUGGCGGUGUCCCCCGGUGGCAAGUGCGGCCAGAACUCUGGUCACUUAAGUUUUAUGUGUGCAAGUUGCAAGGACCGUGUGUGAGUCUGGUAUAAUUGGCUUCCUGAGAUUCUGCCUUGGCAAGAAAGAAGUGGGAAAUACCGUUGGAAAGAAAACUAGAGCAAUAAAAAAGUCAGAACCUAUUUUUACAUGGUUGUCAGCUCACUUACCAAUAUGGACACUUUUCCUCCUGGUGGAGACAAUGGACUGACAAAUUCUCAGUCUGAGUUCCAAAAAAUGUUAAUUGAUGAAAGGGUACGAUGUGAACAUCAUAAAACUAAUUACCAGACUCUGAAAGCUGAACACACAAGGUUGCAAGAUGAGUACAUAAAGUCACAAAAUGAACUUAAACGCCUGUUAAAUGAAAAGCAAACUCACCAGGAAAAAUUUCAGCUGCUGUUUGAAGAGCUAAAAGAGGAAUUAUUAGAGAAAACUAAAGAAUUAGAAGAAAUAAAGGCACAGGUAUUAACUCCACAAAAAUUGGAAGUAUUAAGAUCUCAAAUACAACAAGAAUUAGAAAUUCCAAUGAGAGAACGUUUUCGGAAUCUGGAUGAAAUUGUAAGACUGGAGAAAGAUAAAGAAGAACUACAUAACCAACUGCUUAGUGUUGAUCCCACAAGAGACAGCAAACGAGUGGAACAACUUGUUCGAGAAAAAGUCCAAUUGUGUCAGAAAUUAAAAGGUUUAGAGACUGAAGUAGCAGAAUUAAGGGCUGAAAAAGAGAAUUCUGAUGCUCAGGUAGAAAAUGUCCAAAGAAUACAGGUGCGGCAGUUGGCUGAGAUGCAGGCUACAGUCAGAUCCCUGGAGGCUGAAAAACAAUCAGCUAAACUACAGGCCGAACGCUUGGAAAAAGAGCUACAAUCAAGCAGUGAACAAAAUACCUUUUUAAAUAGUAAAGUACAUAAAGCCGAAAGAGAAAUAAGCACAUUGACCAGUACGUCAGACAAUGAGAUUCUCAAAUCAGCUGUUGAACACCACAAAGUGCUCUUAGUAGAAAAGGAUCGUGAAUUAAUACGUAAAGUACAAGCUGCCAAGGAAGAAGGUUAUCAAAAACUUGUGGUAUUACAAGAGGAAAAGUUAGAACUUGAGAACAGAUUAGCAGAUUUAGAGAAAAUGAAAGUGGAACAUGAUGUCUUGAGGCAAUCGGAGAAGGAUCAGUGUGAAGAGAAAUUGCGGGCUUCACAGAUGGCAGAGGAGUCGGCCAGAAGGGAACUUCAGAGUAUUAGAUUAAAACUUCAACAACAAAUUAUGACUAUUGAAAAUGCAGAGAAAGAAAAAAAUGAAAAUUCUGACCUAAAACAGCAAAUCAGUCGUCUGCAGAUCCAAGUGACCUCACUUACACAGUCAGAGAAUGACUUGCUGAAUUCAAACCAAAUGCUGAAGGAAAUGGUGGAGAGGUUAAAACAAGAAUGCCGAAAUUUAAGAGGCCAAGCUGAGAGAGCACAACUAGAAGUUGAAAAGACAUUGGAAGAGAAACAGAUGCAGUGGUUGGAGGAAAAGCAUAAGCUUCAUGAGCGUAUCACAGACAGAGAAGAAAAGUAUAAUCAAGCUAAAGAGAAACUUCAGCGAGCUGCAACUGCCCAGAAAAAGAGAAAAUCUCUUCAUGAAAACAAAUUGAAGAGGCUACAGGAGAAAGUAGAAGUCUUGGAGGCAAAGAAAGAAGAAUUGGAAACAGAAAAUCAGGUGUUAAAUAGACAAAAUGUUCCAUUCGAAGAAUAUACAAGGCUUCAGAAAAGACUGAAGGAUAUACAAAGACGACAUAAUGAAUUUCGAAGUCUCAUUUUGGUUCCUAACAUGCCACCAACAGCAUCCAUCAAUCCUGCUAGCUUUCAGUCAUCAGCCAUGGUUCUAGGCAUGGAAACAUCCUUUCCUCAUAUGCAGGAGGAACAGCAUCAAAGGGAACUCUCUCUACUUCGCAAAAGACUAGAAGAACUAGAAACAACACAAAGAAAACAACUAGAGGAAUUUGGACCUCCUGGGGAAUGAAGUUCUUGGAGAAAAGUCAGACCAAAAGAGGUGAAAUCAGUGACUCCAUAAAGCUUGAAGGUUUAACAUUUGUGGCAUUUAGAUACUUUAUUACUGUUUGCCAAAAUACUUGAACGUGCCUCAAGAAAAGGUACCAGCUACGUGCUAUAUUGCAUGACUAUCAAGAUUUUAGGAUUUUACUAGUUGAUGACAAGUGAUGCAUUAAAAGAAAGUUUCAGAGAAAUUUAGAAUA